AUGUACAAAAUACUACAGAAGGAACAUCAUGAAUGCAACCAAGCGCCUGAAGAUUUCCUGGGCUUCCAAUGCCCAUCCACCGGGAGGCCUGCUUUUAGUUACUCUAGAACUUUCCAGGACAAGAAGGGGCUUUCCGGGAAACCGAAUAAUUUCGAGCGCAAAGCCGUGUAUCAGAGGCAAGUGAGGGCGCCCAGUUUGCUGGCCAAAAGCAUUUUAGAAGGCUACCGCCCAAUUCCAGCAGAGACUUAUGUGGGAGGGAGCUUACCCCUGCCUCCCCCGGUAAGUGACCGGAUGAGGAAAAGGCGAGCCUUUGCUGACAAAGAGUUGGAGAACAUUAUGCUGGAGAGAGAAUAUAAAGAAAGGGAGAUGCUGGAAGCAUCCCAAGCUGCUGCCUUGUUCCUGCCCAACCGUAUGGUGCAGGGACCCGAGUAUAACUCCUACAAAAGUGCCUACAGCCCCACCGCAGUAGAGCUGCCAAACAAGGACUUCUGCAAUUUUCUGCCCACCUGCCUUGAUCUAACCAUGCAGUAUUCAGGUUCCGGGAAUAUGGAACUCAUCUCUUCCAACGUCAGUGUGGCUACAACUUACCGACAGUAUCCUUUGUCCUCAAGAUUUUUGGUUUGGCCCAAGUGUGGCCCCAUUAGUGACACUCUUCUUUAUCAGCAAUGCCUGCUAAACGCCACCACCUCGGUGCAAGCCCUGAAACCUGGGGGCAGCUGGGACCUGAAGGGAGUGCGAGUCCAGGAGGCCCUUGCUGCAGAGCAGGACGUGAUGCCACCCAAACUGGAAGGCUCGCUGGUGUCGCCUCAUGCGGAGGUCCCGACCUCCAGAAACGACCUUCAGGGUCACCAGGGCGUCCCUGAGAGGUCUGCGUUUUCCCCACCCCGAUGGAAUUUCUCUCCCGUUGUUGACACGGACUCCCUGGCGGCUCAAGGGCACGUCUUAACCAAGAUCAGCAAAGAAAGCACCAGGCACCCUAUGCCACUUAAACAUAAUCCACUCCAUUCAUUAUUCCAGCAAACUCGUAAUGACACAUCAGGCCCUGAGCUGAAAACACCAUUUGUCAAAGGGGCCUUUGAAGACGCCCCUAAGAAACCCAGGGAGUGUUUAGUCAGAGAGAACCCGAAGUACACGUUUACAAUAGAUAGGUACGGGAAAGACCUUUUCGUCGCCAAGCAAGUUGGGACAAAACUCUCUGUGAAUGAACCCCUGUCAUUUUCCGUCGAGUCUAUUCUGAAGAGGCCUUCAUCUGCCAUCACUCAUGUCUCUCAGUGAACGGCUGCUCACACGAGAAGCUGUAUUUUCUGCCGUCGCGGAGGAUUCUUACCAGUUGCUAAUUUUUUUUUUUUUGAGAAAAACGGUUGAUGUUUGUAUAAAGAAAUUUCUAAUGUAAAUGGGGAUGAUUUAAGAAAAUGAUAUAUAUUCAUAUGCAUGUACUUUUUCUCGCCACAUAAAUAUAUUUAAAUUUAAACAUGGAAAUUGCUUAUGUGCAAAUUGUAAAGUCCCACGCUUUACACAACAUCUCAAAAAGCAAUAAAGUUGACACUGUCUUCUAAAAAGA
Suricata suricatta (meerkat) is the source of this 1561-nucleotide messenger RNA. RefSeq names its product doublesex and mab-3 related transcription factor 2 (gene DMRT2). Lineage: Eukaryota; Metazoa; Chordata; Mammalia; Carnivora; Herpestidae. The transcript is spliced from 4 exons. Gene Ontology annotation, cellular component: nucleus. Gene Ontology annotation, biological process: sex differentiation; regulation of transcription by RNA polymerase II. Gene Ontology annotation, molecular function: DNA-binding transcription factor activity, RNA polymerase II-specific; RNA polymerase II cis-regulatory region sequence-specific DNA binding. The coding region runs from base 1 to 1275 and encodes 424 amino acids. The record is from RefSeq and is a predicted model, not a curated record.